UCAUGGCCAGUUGCUAUGGCGACGACGCCUUCCGGUUCCCUCGCGCGACGUCACGUCCGCCGCCGGCCGUUAAGGAAACGUGGCCUUUUUUCAGGCUCUGCUCGGGGAGGCAACAUGGCGGAGAUUGAGAGUCCGUUGGCCGCCAACAACGCGACCCUCAACGACACUGAAGCCAUCGCCGCUAAUGCCACUGGCCGGUUCGUGGCGACUCCGGAAGGUUCGGCCGUGGCUUACGGAAGCCUGGUGUUGAUGGCGCUGCUGCCCAUCUUCUUCGGGGCCCUGCGCUCUGUCAGCUGUGCCAAGUCUAAGAAUUCCUCCGAUAUGCCAGAGACCAUUACAAGUCGAGAUGCAGCCAGGUUCCCCAUUAUUGCCAGCUGCACGCUGUUUGGCCUUUAUCUGUUUUUCAAAAUAUUUUCUGAAGAAUAUAUCAACUUGCUGCUGUCCAUGUAUUUUUUCAUACUGGGUAUAUUGGCUUUGUCUCACACUUUAAGUCCAACUAUGAAUAAAAUUAUUCCUACCAAUUUACCAAACAAACAGUAUCAGUUGCUGUUCACUCAGGGAACAGGGGAAACAAAGGAAGAAAUAGUCAACUACGAGUUCGAUACAAAAGAUCUCGUGUGCUUGGCUUUCAGCAGUGUGGUUGGAGUCUGGUAUUUGCUGAAGAAGCAUUGGAUUGCCAACAAUCUGUUUGGAUUAGCAUUUGCUCUUAACGGUGUUGAGCUCCUGCACCUUAACAAUGUCAGCACAGGCUGUAUUCUCCUUGGUGGACUUUUUAUCUAUGAUGUGUUCUGGGUCUUUGGCACAAACGUCAUGGUAACUGUUGCCAAGUCGUUUGAAGCACCAAUUAAAUUGGUUUUCCCUCAAGAUCUUCUCGAGAAAGGACUUGCAGCCAAUAAUUUUGCAAUGCUUGGCUUGGGAGAUAUCGUCAUUCCAGGCAUCUUCAUUGCUCUGCUACUUCGUUUUGAUGUGAGUUUGAAGAAGAACAGCCGAACAUACUUCUAUACCAGCUUCUUCGCUUAUGUCUUUGGUCUUGGCCUUACCAUUUAUGUGAUGCACACUUUCAAGCAUGCUCAGCCUGCUCUACUGUACCUGGUACCUGCCUGCAUUGGAUUCCCAGUCACUGUUGCUCUGGUUAAGGGAGAACUUACUGAAAUGUUCAGCUACGAGUCUUCAGCUGAGAUCAUGCCACACACGCCAAGACUCACCCACUUCCCCACUGUCUCGGGCUCCCCUGCUAGUCUGGUCAACUCUAUGCAGCAAAAGCCCAACUCCCCCCGCCGCAGGCGGACGAACCCGAGCCCCAUGUAGUCAUGUGACCAGGCUUCAGGAGCCAUCAACGGGUCAGGUAUGAAGAAAAGACUGCCCUCUGUGACAAAGAGUCUUUGGAUGAAGCCUUGGACGAUUUGAAAGAAAGCAAGAAGGAGCAGUAACUGGAGAGGCCGUGGAUCAAUCAAUUUCUUCAAAAAAAAAGUCCUCACUCCAAACUGCCUGCUUUAUGUUCAUUUCGUGCAGAUACCAUAUUGUACUGACAUGGUCAUGUGUCUUGCAUCCCUGGCAAAUUAUGGGGAAACAAAAGUAUUUUAUUACAUCAUGCUAGAGUGCUAGUUAUUCAGUUCUCCUUGAGUGUUUUCUAUGAAUGUGCCAACUGAUUUGUUUUUAAGAGGAAAAAAACCUGAGGGGUUGCACCAGUGCCUAUCUGUAUUUUUUAAUUUAUUUUGAAUAAAUUAAAUUGAUCAUGACUUUUUGAAUUCAAAGGUUGCCAGUAUUUUGUUUUGUUUUACAAACAAAUGCAGAAAACUGAAGUUUUUAAAACAGCUAUACACUAGUCCAUGUUGUAUAAUGUGUAUUUUAAUGAAAAAAAUACCUCAGCUGUUGUUUUUUUACAUGAUUGCUUUGGCUAGUAAACUGUUUUUAAAAAUGAAUUUGGGGUUUACAUACACCACCUUUUUCAACACGGUGACUAAUGGCAAAUUUUAUAGCGCAUUAUCUUGUGCACAUAGGACACCCAUUUGGACUGUUUAAUCAGAAAAUAAGGGAUUAUGUGCUUAUACAUACUAUAGUUUUAUAGAUAAACUAUUUGCUGGAACUGUUGUUUUGUUUAAACUAAUAGACAAUCUUAAUUUUUUUUCUGCAUUUGUUUUGCAAACAAAAGAUGAUCUGAGCUCCGUUUUUACAGUGGCAGCAGAUGAGAUGCACAGAUUGUAAACAGCAGUUUAAAAGAAAAAUCCUUUGUAGCUUUGAUUCUCACAAACAGCAUAAAUAUGAACUAUGAAUAUAUAUGUACUAGCCAAUGAUGUGAUAUCUGUCUGAUUGUGACUCAUACAACAUAAGCUUUCACCAUGGGGUUAAAACAAACAUGUAUGUUUGCUGAAUGUGUGUGUUAAUAUCAUGUCUGUAGAAGUGUUUGUGGCUUAUAGAAAGCCAGAGUCUGAUGCAGUACAUGUGGUAGUUUUAUCUUGCUCUUGAGUUCAGUUUGUCUCAGGCACAAGAAGACACUGACUGACUGGUCCCUCCUGUACCUGUACCAAGUGACUGAAGUGUAUGUACGCCUGAAUGGUGAAUGGUGGAAGAGGGGUGGGGAGGGUUGGUAUUGGAGUCAGCCUGAGCCCCACUCUCUUGAUAUCCAUUUCUGCAGGUUCUAGCUCAGGCUCUCGUGCGCUGAUCGGCAUCAAGAUGCUUUUGUCUAUUGGAACUGGAUUAAAAGCAUGUCCUGGAAUAUAAGUUGUUUUCAACCUGCAAAACUCUUCUGAUCUUGCAUCUCAGUCUGUCUCAACAUAUCACAGGUGUGUCCUUUAAUGCAGUGAGCUGUUGGAGAAAUUCAUAAUCUGUUCUGGGUAGCCAGCAUAAAGACUCCACUGCUGCCACCAUGUGUAUCAAGCUAAUGUAGAAAAAAAAUCCUGUUUUUUUUUUCUUCCAUUUUGCAAAAGACUUUGAGCUUUUUUUUCCAUCCCUGGUUUAGGCCCAGCUUUUCUUUUAAGGUUUUCCAUAUUUACACAUGUCUGUUUAUAUGCCUCUUGGCCUGCAGAGGGAGCACAUGGCAGGAGUUCUGAUAUUAACAUCUGACUAGAUGCAUCCCUGCCCAGUGAGACUUUGAUUAAUUAAGGGCACCUUGCAGGGCCACAGGGAUUUUGUUUGCCCUUUCUGUGUGCUGAUCAUUGAAUUUUCUUUAUAUUGCACCCCUUGUGUACUUUGUGCUUGGAGGGCAACAUGGUGGCUCACUGGUUAGCGCUGCUGUCUCACAGCGCCGGGUACCCGGUUUUGAUCCCACUGUUGGGGCUACCUGUUUGUGGAAUUUGCACAUUCUCCCCAUGUCUGCAUGGGUUCAGCCGAGUGCUCUGGUUACUGCCCAUGGUCCAGAGAUGUGCAGAUUAGGUAAAUUGGCGAUUGGUAAAUUGUUCAUAGCGUCCAGGGGUGUGUAAGUUAGGUGAAAUACAGAGUUACAAGGAAAGUGUAGGGGGGUGGAUCUGAGUGGGCUGCUCUUCAGUGGGGCAGUGUGGACUUGUUGGGUCAAAUGGCCUGUUUGCAUACUGUGGAUUUUGUGAUUGAGUGUUAGAUCUUGGAAUGGAACCCUGAUAGAGUAGGAACCUUCAACGUUUAGGGCAUGAAGAUAUACUGUGAAGUGACACAGAAAAAUAGGCUUUGCUGAAUGGAUGCAGUAAGAUGAGCUGAAAUACCUUCCUCAUCGGUGUUAUAGGUCUUUUCCCCUUGUAAGUCAGCACUGGCAUGUGUUUAUAAUUUAAACAGGUCAUUGUGGUGUCAUAAGUGCAGCAUCACUAGCUUAUAAGAGUUUGCUGUGUAACUAAAGGAUAUUGUCAGGCAUCAUUGUUUUUUGCAUUUGUGAUAAAUGCAUCAUGUUAGAGUUCAUACCACAGAAUUUCAAAACCUAUUCCUGAUUCAUCCUCGCCUUCCCACUUAAACAUAUUUGGGUUUGGGGAAUCCAGGAGCAGUGGGAGCCUUGUGGGUGGUAAGGAAAUCCUGUCGUAUGAAGAUGGGUCAGGCAAGACAGGGUAGAUCUGUGGAUGGUGCCCCAUUUUUAAAUAUUUUCUCAAAAUAACUAUAAACUUUGAAUUUUCAUAUCUGGUCUUUUAUCCCUGUCUGCAAAAGUGGUUAAUGGUGUGUCUGAAAAUCACUUGUGGAAUAUUAUAAUAGAUCAUUCCACUGGUGAUAUCAGCCCCUACUGGAUUUUCUUUAGUAAUGACCAAGUUCCUUAAAGUUAAGAUCAUGGUCUAUUUUAAUACCAACUAUUUACAGGCAACUAUAUUUUCUUUUAAGUGUUAAUCUAUUUAUUCUGAAUAUGUGACUGCCAAUGAAGCAGUACCCUCUCUGAAUAGCCAUGUCUCUGCAUGUUCAGUAUUCACUUGCACAGUUGCAAGGUUAUAACACUGACUUAAGCUUUGAAAAGUCUGCUCAGUGUUAAAUUAGUUACUGGGCAAUAAUCUGGCCUCGCCCACUGGAUAGCCACCUUAAGAAGCCAGGACAGGGAGGAAUUGUGGGAAGCAUCACUCUUAAUGCACUGUUGGUGCUUGUGUGAAAUUAUGAAAGAGGCCUGGAUGGAAAUCUCAAUCAGUAUCUUACUGUGCUGUGUCUGAUCAGAAUCUGUUUUGUUCUAAUGUUAAACACACUGUAUUCCCUGCCAUUGUGUUUACAUCUUUCCUUGAUGAGCACAAUAUUUGUAGCUUUCGAGUAAAAUGUAUGUUAGCUGGACUCCUCCCAGUUCUGUCGCAAAAUAGCCUGGAGAGUUGAUGGAGAUCUUUAUAGGUGUCGGAAAGGUGUAUUGGGGAGGUUUUUUUGAUUUGUAUAUUUAGUUGAAAGUUGAUUUUUUUUUUAAAAAAGCAAAUUAAUGAUUGCAUUUGAAGCUCCUUGAGCUGCUUGAUGCCUGUAGGAUUCUCUUCAAUUUUGUGAAAAAUAGACUCUCUCGACCCUACCUUCCACUCUUUAUCCCAAUCAGAGGGUUAGUUAUUGCCAUGUGUUUUAAACUCUGCUGUCUCUCUACGGACUGGAAGUUAGGUAUGAUUAAAACUUUAAAAACACCGUUCUGUUUCCGCAAGCGGAUUUGUAUUUUUAAUGUUCCUGAAUUUUGUUCAUCUUCUGAAUCUGCCCUUUCUUUCCCUCCCUGGCUUUUUCAUUAUUGUAGUAAGGCCUGCUUCUCUUGUGAGAAGCUGUGAUCCAUUUGCAAUAAAUUUGUGGCGUGCACCACCGUCAAUAUACUUCGAACUUCA
Stegostoma tigrinum is the source of this 5219-nucleotide messenger RNA. RefSeq names its product histocompatibility (minor) 13 (gene hm13). Gene Ontology annotation, biological process: membrane protein proteolysis. The transcript is spliced from 13 exons. Bases 16 to 1308 code for a protein of 430 amino acids. Gene Ontology annotation, molecular function: aspartic endopeptidase activity, intramembrane cleaving. NCBI's taxonomy places the organism in Eukaryota, Metazoa, Chordata, Chondrichthyes, Orectolobiformes, Stegostomatidae. The record is from RefSeq and is a predicted model, not a curated record. Gene Ontology annotation, cellular component: lumenal side of endoplasmic reticulum membrane; membrane; cytoplasmic side of endoplasmic reticulum membrane.